AUGGACUAUAAAAUUAAGGUAUGCAAGAUAGAUCAUAGGCUGAUUUUCUGAAUCUUUUUAUGCCUCAAUGCUAUUGCUCUUGGGUGCAUGAUUGCAACUUUAUUUGUACCUAAUUGGUCCUCUUUUAGUUCUUCUAGCAGUGAUAUUAGUAGAGAUUUCAAAGGCAAAUUACUGGAAACCACUGAAACCUUAAAAGAAUCCAACCAUGCUCGCUUUAUUGAUCUUUAUUAUUUGUGCACACAUAAAACAUGCAAAUUCUGAAAAAAUCUUUAUAUUGGAGGAAGUAGCUAUAUCAUUUUUGAAUGCUUGUCAAUUGGCUGUACAACAAUUUGGAGUAUUAUUCUAUUUCUUUUCCUGAUAAAAAAAGAUUAUUUGGUGAGCUCUUUAUUUUUCUGUGCGAUGGCUUGAAUAGGGCAUUUGAUUGCGAUUGUCACAUGGCUUAGCGUGACAGAAGUUACAUAUAAUGGAGAUUGCCAUAAUUCAGAUAAUGCUAAUAUUGAUAUAUGUACAGAAGACGGACCAAAAUUAUCAUUGGCUAUUCUGGUGUUUAUCACAAUAGUCAAUGCUUCAUUUUUAAUUAUAGCAAGAACAGUGAUAAUUGAAAAAGUGUCAUAUGAAGAGCGACGUUUAAAUUCACUUGAAGACAAAUCUGAAGCGCAAUUGAUAAAUAGAAACGCUGAAAAUGACACCCAGUUUAUCAUGAAAGGGGAAAUCAGCACAGAAAAAUUAAAAGCAACUGAUUUAUUGAAUCUUACUCGCAAUUAA
This is a messenger RNA of Blepharisma stoltei, 765 nucleotides long. The record is from the annotation of a GenBank genome assembly. NCBI's taxonomy places the organism in Eukaryota, Ciliophora, Heterotrichea, Heterotrichida, Blepharismidae.